Colletotrichum phormii is the source of this 951-nucleotide messenger RNA. RefSeq lists its product as uncharacterized. The coding region runs from base 1 to 951 and encodes 316 amino acids. Gene Ontology annotation, molecular function: RNA binding. The transcript has 5 exons. The record is from RefSeq and is a predicted model, not a curated record. Gene Ontology annotation, biological process: tRNA modification. NCBI's taxonomy places the organism in Eukaryota, Fungi, Ascomycota, Sordariomycetes, Glomerellales, Glomerellaceae.
AUGACAGACGCAAAGAGGAAGCAGUCGGGUGGUGGCGGUGGCCAUCCCGCGAAGAGAAGCAAGGGUGGACAAGGCUCCGGUAAAUGGCAGACGCCGCAACAUAAGGCAAAGGUCGCCAGUCUUCAAGAUAAGGGCGUAGCCCUUGGAGUCGGAGACAAGGGUAUCUGGGUCACCUUUGCCAGAGGCAUGGAUGGAAAGUCCAUUAGCGAAUUCAGCGCACUUUGCGACGAGUACGCCAAGACACUCUACGGCAUCGUACCUCCAGGGGAAGAAGUCGAAUCAGAUGAAGAAGACGAGGACAUCGAGGCCUCUAUCAAGAAGGAGCUCGAUGGUAUCAGCGACGUCAACAAAGGCAAGACUAAGCGUACCUUCAAGGCCAUCAAGGCUGGCAUCGAGUGUGUCUUCUUCAUGAAGACAAGAGACCCCGUCGACCCCUUGGAGCUUUGCCGUAAGAUGUGCCUAGACGCCAGCGUCUGCACUGAUCUCAAGGAGCGAAAGACCAAGUACAUUAACCGACUGACGCCAGUCACCUCUGUGGACAAGGCAUCCGAGAACGGUGUGGCGCGAGCAGCGAGAAAGGCUCUGGCUGCGCAUUUUGAUCUCGUAGAGGAGACAUCCCAGGCCGCAGAAGGCGAUGCCGAGAAGGUUGAGGGUAAAAGUGACGCACAGUACGCUAUCCGACCUUCCAUACGCAGCAACAACUCGCUUGAUCGCGACACGCUCAUUAAGCAAAUCGCCAGCGUCGUCAGCCCGCGGCACAAGGUCGAUCUCACCAACGCCGACAAGGUUAUACUUGUUGAUGUUUUCCAGAGUUUCUGCGGCAUGAGUGUUAUUGAGCGCAGUGACUGGGAUGAUUUGAAGAAGCUCAACGUCAACGAACUGUACAAGGCGUCUCCUGGAGCAAAGGCAAAUCGCCCGGCACCAAAGGAGGGUGAAGACAAGACAGCGUGA